Gorilla gorilla gorilla (western lowland gorilla) is the source of this 8161-nucleotide messenger RNA. RefSeq lists its product as uncharacterized. The coding region runs from base 3193 to 3921 and encodes 242 amino acids. The record is from RefSeq and is a predicted model, not a curated record. NCBI's taxonomy places the organism in Eukaryota, Metazoa, Chordata, Mammalia, Primates, Hominidae. The transcript is spliced from 20 exons.
AGGCGCGGGUGUUCGGCUACGUCACUGGGGCGCUAUGGUGCCUGGAGCUGGGCAGUCUUCUCGUCAGAGUGGGGACUGGUAAGAGCGACCUCCCCGCCAGGUCCUGUGUGUUGCCGGCUGAAGAAGAUGAUGAUUAUUCCCCACCUUCUAAGAGACAAAGACCAACGAGCCACCACAGCCACCAGUCCCAGAACCCGCCAAUGCUGGGGAACGGAAAAUGAGGGAGUUCAACUCUGGGACCUGCAGAACUGAGUUCUGUCUGAGCCAGAUUCCAUCCAGGCACUGCGGAUCCAUCCAGAGGGGCACUGCCUCAGGUUGCUCGCUAUUCACUGCCUUCUCAAGCAGACCCUUGUCUCCUUCUGGGCCCUCACAAUCCAGUGGAGGAGACGAAACUCAUCUGCCUCUGUCCCUCUGGGCACGCCUCAUGCCAGGUGCAUCUGUGGACAGGGGCCAUGCUCCUGGGCUUCCAAAGUUGGAGAAAGCUGCCAGGCUCAGGUGUGAAGGCCAGAAUUCUACAGUAAGUCCUACUGAGUCAAGGUGGUAGCAGGGUCGGUGGCGUCCGAGGCUCUGCGGGAGAAUCCGUUUCCUGGCCAUAGAGGUGGCCUGCACUCCUCAGCUUGUGCUUCCCGUCUCGAAUGACUGGAGUUUCCUGCUUCUGUCACUACACCUCCCACCCUCUCCAUCACCUGCUCUGCUCUUUUAAGGAUCCGAAGAAAUGGAAUCAUCGUAUUGCUGAUCUACGUAAACAAAUUGAAGAGUUGUCUGAAAGAAAAUAUGACAUGAACUUAUGAAUUCAACAGGUGAAGAUUUACAACUUGAUAAAUCAGCUUUGUGUGGUACGUCUUCAGUCUUAAGUCAGAUUAGAAGAUUAUGUGAGCUCGAGCUGUAAAAGCCAAAGUUCCGGUGAUGAUCCCAUACCCUUUUUUCCAGUCUCAUGUUGAAGAUUUUUAUGUAGAAGGCCUUCCCAAAGGAAUUUUUUUUUUUUUUUUUUUUUUGAGAUGGAGUUUUCACUCUUAUUCCCCAGGCUGGGGUGCAGUGGCGCAACCUUGCUGGUCACUGCAACCUCUGCCUCCUGGGUUCAAGAAAUUCUCCUGCCUUAGCCUCCCAAGUCGCUGGGAUUACAGGUGCCUACCACCACACCAGGCUAAUUUUUGUAUUUUUAGUGGAGAUGGGGUUUCACCAUGUUGGCCGGGCCAGUCUCAAACUCCUGACAUCAAGUGAUCUUCCCGCCUCGACUCCUGACAUCAAGUGAUCUUCCCGCCUCGGCCUCCCAGAGUGCUGAGAUUAUAGACGUGAACUCAUGCCUGGCCAGAAAUUUUGUUUUUUAGGAAGGCUUUCUACUAAUGGAAUUCCUGGCCUUGAGAGGACGUUACUUUUGAAGGAAAGGAUUUUUUUGUUAUUAAAAGAGCCACCUAAGCUGAAGAUUCCCUUGAGAACAAGUACUGUCCUGCGGUUUCAUGGCCUUUCUUCCAUUUGUGGUUCUUGCGAAGUGGAAUUUAAAUGACAUCUUAUCAAGAUGGAUAAACCCUAGUUUCCCAGUGCUGGAAUAUAGAAAAUGGAUGGACAAGUAAAUCCCACUCAGCACCCGUAGUCCAGGCAUGGGGACCUCAACACACCUGAGCCCCAGACAUCACCUUUCAUUCUGGACCUACCAUGAAAGGCUUCUGAAUCCAGGAAGAGAAACUGACUGGGCAACAUGUUAUUCAGAUGGGGUCCUCUUAUGUUGCCCAGGCUGGUCUCAAAUUCCUAGGCUCAAGUGAUUCCGCCCACCUCUGCCUCCCAAAGUGCUGGGAUUACGGGCAUGAGCCAGCGCAUCUGGCCACUUUAUUUUCUAUUACUGGCUCAAUGUAAUGGCUCCAUCUCAGGAACAGCCAAUGAAAGAGAUGCACAGGACAAGAAACAGGACCUUGCCGUGUCUCUCAGGAUGGAGUUCAGUGGUCCUAUCAUGGCUCAUUAUAGCCUCAAACUCCCAGGCUCAAGCAAUCCUACCAUGUCAGCCUUCCCAGUAGCUGGGACUACAGGUCUCACACUGUCACCCAGGCUGGAGUACAGUGGCACAACCUCUGCUCACUGCAGCCUCCACCUGCCAGGCUCAAGCAAUUCUCCUGCCUCAGCCUCCUGAGUAGCUGGGAUUACAGGAAGUGACCUCACAAUGACUCAAGCUACCACAUACUGUUGAUUGUGAAAUGCCAGUUGAAGCAUAUGUCCUGCGAGCUUAGGGGCGCUACAAGUUGACCACUGCAGCAGUAAAGAUGACUCUGAAGAAUGGCAUGGGAUGGAUCCUUUCGAAUGCACUUGAGCAGCGGUCUACAACCACAGGGCCACAGAGCUCUGGAUCUACCAUGAAAGACUUCUGAAUCCAGGAAGAGAAACUGACUGGGCAACAUGUUAUUCGGGGUCUCCCUCUGUUGUCCAAGGCUGGAGGGUAGUAGUGCUAUCACAGCUGACUGCAGCCUCAACCUUCCAGGCUGAAGCGAUCCUCCCAUCUCAACCUCCCACGUGGCUGAGACUACAGGUGCUUGCCACUAUGCCCAACUAAUAUUUGGAAUUUUCGUAUACGUGGAUUCCAGAGGGGUGACAGCGAAACGUGGGACCAUCCAGUUGCAGGAAAACAAGCUUAACACGCCCACUGAUUCUACAUUAUGCUCCUACCUCCCGGCAGCCUCUCCAGGCCCAGAACUUUCUCCAGUCAGCCUCUACAGACCAAGCUCAUGACUCACAAUGGCCUAUUUAGGCCCAUACCCUACCUCACGGCAGUCUCCGCAGAUGAGCCUACUGCCUCACAACAGCCUCCACAGGCACAGCUCCAUCGUUACAAUGGCCUCUUUAGACCCAGCUCCUGCCUCCCAGCCUUCUCUCCAGGCCCCGAACUUUCUCCGGUCUCCCUCUGUUGUCCAAGGCUGGAGGGUAGUAGUGCUAUCACAGCUGACUGCAGCCUCAACCUUCCAGGCUGAAGCGAUCCUCCCAUCUCAACCUCCCACGUGGCUGAGACUACAGGUGCUUGCCACUAUGCCCAACUAAUAUUUGGAAUUUUCGUAUACGUGGAUUCCAGAGGGGUGACAGCGAAACGUGGGACCAUCCAGUUGCAGGAAAACAAGCUUAACACGCCCACUGAUUCUACAUUAUGCUCCUACCUCCCGGCAGCCUCUCCAGGCCCAGAACUUCUCCAGUCAGCCUCUACAGACCAAGCUCAUGACUCACAAUGGCCUAUUUAGGCCCAUACCCUACCUCACGGCAGUCUCCGCAGAUGAGCCUACUGCCUCACAGCAGCCUCCACAGGCACAGCUCCAUCGUUACAAUGGCCUCUUUAGACCCAGCUCCUGCCUCCCAGCCUUCUCUCCAGGCCCCGAACUUUCUCAAGUCGACCUCACCAGGGCCAGCUCAUGCUUCUUUGCAGCCUCUCCAGGCCUAGCUCCUGCAUCUUGGUGGCCCCUCCAGGCCCAGCCUCUGCCUCCCGUCGGCCUCUACAGUCGCAACAUCUGCCUCACAGCAGAUUCUUCAGGCCCAGCAUCUGCCUCACUGUGGACCCCCCAAGCCAAGCUCCCAACCUUUCAACAGCUUCUACACACCCAGCUCCUGCCACCCAGUGGCCUGUUUAGGCCAAGCUCAUGCUUAACAAGGGCCUUUGGAGGCCCAACUUUUGUCUCAUGGCAACCUUCCCUGGCCAGAUUCCUGUCUGUCUCCCAGCAGCCUAGACAGGCCCAGGUCUUGCCUCACACUGGCCUCUCUACAUCCAUCUCAUGCCUCACGGUGGCCUCUCCAGGCCCAACUCCUGUCCCAGGACAUCAUCUCCGGGCCCAAAACUUACUCAAGUCAGACUCUCUAGUCCCAACUGCUGCCUCCUGGUGGCCUAUGAAGGCCCAAAAUCUCCUCGAGUUGACCUCUCCAGGCCCAGCUCCUGCCUCGCAAUUGCCUUUGUAGGCCAAGAUCAUGCCGCGAAGUGGCCAUUCCUAGCCUAACUUUUGCUUUUUGACGCAUACUCCAGUCCCAAAACUUCCUCCAAUUAGCCGGUCCAGGCCAAGCUCUUCCUCCCAAAGGCUUCUGCAGGCCAAAAUCGUCCUGAACUCACCCUCUGCAGGCCCAGCUCCUGCCUCCAAGUGCUGUGUAGGCCAAGCUAAUGCCUCACAGCACACUUUCCAGGCUGAGCGUUUCCUUUUGUGCAUCCUCUCCAAGCCCUGAACUUACUCCAGUCCGCCUCUCCAGGCCCAGCUCUUCCUCUCGGCAGCCUCUGCAGGCCCAGACUGUCGUCAAGUCGGCCUGUCCAGGGCCAGCUCCUGCCUCCCGGCGGCCUCUGAAGGCCCAAGUCGGCCUCCCCAGGCCCAGCUCCGUCCUCUCGGCGGCCUUUCCGGGUGCAAAAGUUCCUCGAGUCAGCCUCUCCAGGCCGAGCUCCUCCUGCCUCCCAGUGGCCUCUUUCGGCCCAGCCCAGCUCAUGCCUCCCGGCGGCCUCCCGAGGCCCCGCUUUUGACUUUCGGUGGCCUCUGCAGGCCUCGACAAGGCCCGGCCUCCUGCCUCCCGAAGACCUGCACAGGCCCAGCCUCUGCCUCACAGCGGACUCUCCAUGCCCAGCUAGCUCUCGCCUCACUGCGGCCUCCCGAGUCCAAAGCUCCUGCCUCUCGGCCGCUUCGGCAGGCCCAGCUCCCGCCUGCCAGUGGCCUCUUCAGGCCCAUGGGGCUUAUUCCUCACAACAGCUUUUCCAGGCCCAGUUUUUCCCUUCCGGUGGUCUCUCCGGGCCGAGAACCUCCUCAAUUCGGCCUCUCCAGACCACUUGCACCCUCCGGGCGUCCUCUCCGGGCCAAGCUCCUCUUCCUGGCUGUGUCUCCAGGCCCGACUCCUGCCUCUCAACAACCUCUUUGGACUCAGUGCCUAUCCAUCUCCUGGCGGCCUUGGUCGGCCCACAGCUUCCUCAAGCCAAGCUCCCCAGGCCCAGGUCAGGCCUCACGGUGGCCUCUCCAGGAUGAGCUCCUGCCCUCCGAUGGCAUCUGCAGGCCCCAAAUGGUCUCUGGUCGGUGGGCUCCUCCACGCCAAGCUUGGGCCUCCCGGCGACCUCUGCAGGCCCAAGUUGUCCUGAAGUCGGCAUCUCCCGGCCCUGCCUCCCAGCAAGUAAGCAAGCUCUUUUGGCUCAACUCCUGCCCAGCUCCCAACCGCCUUUGUAGGCCCCGAACUUUCUCCAGCCAAGUUCUUCGGGCCUAAUUCCUGCCGCCCGGUGGCCUGUACAGGCCCAGCAAUGGUUGGAGAACAGCCUCUGCAGGUCCCGCCCUUGCCUCCAAGGGGCCUCUCCAGGCCCAGCUCUUGCCCCCACGGCGGCCUCCCGGGGCCAAGUCCCUGCCUGCCUCCCAGCAGCCCGUGUGCAGCCCAGCUCCUCCCUCACGGUGGCCUGUUGAUGCCCAUGCCUCUGGUACCCCGCCCAGAGGCAUGAGCCCCUGCCACACACUGGCUCCUCCCACACUGAGAGAGGUCAGUGUGAGCCCUUGCCUCACACCGGCCCCUCCCACGCUGACAGAGGUCAGCGUCAGCCCCUUGCCUCACACCGGCCCCUCCCACGCUGAGAGAGGUCAGAGUGAGCCCUUGCCUCACACCGGCCCCUCCCAGGCUGAGAGAAGUCAGCCUGAGCCCCUUGCCUCACACCGGCCCCUCCCUCGCUGACAGAGGUCAGCCUGAGCCCCUUGCCUCACACCGGCCCCUCCCAUGCUGACAGAGGUCCAUGGGAGCCCCUUGCCUCACACCGGCCCCUCCCACGCUGAGAGAGGUCAGAGUGAGCCCUUGCCUCACACCGGCCCCUCCCAUGCUGACAGAGGUCAGCCUGAGCCCCUUGCCUCACACUGGCCCCUCCCAUGCUGACAGAGGUCCAUGGGAGCCCCUUGCCUCACACCGGCCCCUCCCAGGCUGACAGAGGUCAGUGGGAGCCCCUAGCCUCCCACCAGCCCCUCCCACGCUGACGGAGGUCAGCGGGAGCCCCUAGCCUCACACCGGCCCCUCCCAGGCUGACAGGGGUCCAUGGGAGCCCCUUGCCUCACACCGGCCCCUCCCACGCUGACAGAGGUCAGCCUGAGCCCCUUGCCUCACACCGGCCCCUCCCACGCUGAGAGAGGUCAGCGUGAGCCCUUGCCUCACACCGGCCCCUCCCACGCUGACAGAGGUCAGCGUCAGCCCCUUGCCUCACACCGGCCCCUCCCACGCUGAGAGAGGUCAGAGUGAGCCCUUGCCUCACACCGGCCCCUCCCAGGCUGAGAGAGGUCAGCCUGAGCCCCUUGCCUCACACUGGCCCCUCCCAUGCUGACAGAGGUCCAUGGGAGCCCCUUGCCUCACACCGGCCCCUCCCAGGCUGACAGAGGUCAGCGGGAGCCCCUAGCCUCCCACCGGCCCCUCCCACGCUGACGGAGGUCAGCGGGAGCCCCUAGCCUCACACCGGCCCCUUCCAGGCUGACAGGGGUCCAUGGGAGCCCCUUGCCUCACACCGGCCCCUCCCACGCUGACAGAGGUCAGCCUGAGCCCCUAGCCUCACACCGGCCCCUCCCACGCUGAGAGAGGUCAGCGUGAGCCCUUGCCUCACACCGGCCCCUCCCACGCUGAGAGAGGUCAGCGUGAGCCCUUGCCUCACACCGGCCCCUCCCACGCUGAGAGAGGUCAGCGUGAGCCCCUAGCCUCACACCGGCCCCUCCCACGCUGAGAGAGGUCAGCGUGAGCCCCUUGCCUCACACCGGCCCCUCCCACGCUGAGAGAGGUCAGCGUGAGCCCCUUGCCUCACACCGGCCCCUCCCACGCUGAGAGAGGUCAGCGUGAGCCCCUUGCCUCACACCGGCCCCUCCCACGCUGAGAGAGGUCAGCGUGAGCCCUUGCCUCACACCGGCCCCUCCCACGCUGAGAGAGGUCAGCGUGAGCCCUUGCCUCACACCGGCCCCUCCCACGCUGAGAGAGGUCAGCGUGAGCCCUUGCCUCACACCGGCCCCUCCCACGCUGAGAGAGGUCAGCGUGAGCCCUUGCCUCACACCGGCCCCUCCCACGCUGAGAGAGGUCAGCGUGAGCCCUUGCCUCACACCGGCCCCUCCCACGCUGAGAGAGGUCAGCGUGAGCCCUUGCCUCACACCGGCCCCUCCCACGCUGAGAGAGGUCAGUGUGAGCCCUUGCCUCACACCGGCCCCUCCCACGCUGAGAGAGGUCAGCGUGAGCCCCUGCCUCAACAGGCCACCGUGAGGGAGGAGCAGGGUCGCACGCGGGCUGCUGGGAGGCAGGCAGGGACUUGGGCCUGGGAGGUCGCGGUGGUGCGAGAGCUGGGCCUGGAGACACCCCUGGGAGGCAACAGCGGGGUCUACAGACUCUGUUCUCCAGCCGGAGCUGGGACUGUUCAGACACUGGGAGGCGGGAUGUGGGUCUGAAGAGCUUGGUUGCAGAAACUUCGGGGUCUACAAACGCAGGUGGGAGCUGAGCCAAAAGAGCUUGUUUGCUGGGAGGCCGGAGGUGGGCCGGGAGAUGCAGCCAGGAGGAACAGCUGGGCCUGCAGAGGCCACCAUGCGGGAGGCAGAGGCCGGGCCUCCUCAAGUCGGCCUCUCCAGACCCACUUGCAGCCUCCUGGCGUCCUCUCCGGGCCCAGCUCUUCCUCCUGGCUGUGUCUCCAGGCCUGACUCUGGCCUCCCAACAACGUCUUUGGACUCAGCUCCUGCCCAGCUCCCAGCGGCCCUGGUAGGCCCACAACUUCCCGAAGCCAAGCUCCCCAGGCCCAGGUCAGGCCUCACGGUGGCCUCUCCAGGAUGAGCUCCUGCCCUCCAAUGGCAUCUGCAGGCCCCAAAUGGCCUCCGGUUGGUGGGCUCCUCUAGGCCCAGCUUGGGCCUCCCGGCGGCCUCUGCAGGCCCAAGUCGUCCUCAAGUCGGCCUGGAAUUGGGCCUGGAAGAGCAGCAAGUCGGCCUCCCCGGGCCCAGCUCCGUCCUCUCGGCGGCCUCUCCAGGUGCAAAGCUUCCUCGAGUCAGCCUCUCCAGGCCCAGCUCCUCCUGCCUCCCAGUGGCCUCUUUCAGCCCAGCCCAGCUCAUGGCUCUCGGUGGCCUUCCCAGGCCCCGCUUUUCCCUUCCGGCAGCCUCUUCGCCUCUAAUUUGUUUAUCUUUUGUGUAUAAAUCCCAAAAUAUGGAAUUUUGGAAUAUUUCCACCAUUAUAUAAAUAUUUUGCUAGGUAA